AUGGCAACGGAGGAGGUAUUCCCAGAAGAUACUCCAGAACUAGAAGAACAGUUCAAACUACAAGACGGAGAUGGAAUUGUACCGGAAUUGCGGAAGCGGGCUUCUUUCGAGCAGUUCCAAUCUUGGCUUCGUGAUCUAGAAUCGUAUUUCAAGUGUAAUCAGGUAUACGAACCUGAGAAAAAGUACUCCAUUCUAAUGAUACAUGGAGGCCCCUUCCUAAAUGAGAUAGCAAGAACUAAGAAACUGGCGGAGAGAGGGGAAUACCCUAUCUACAAAGGCGAAGAGGAACAGAUAAAACGAGAUGAGGCAAGAAAACUACGAGACAAGCACAGAAAAGGGACAGUAGAUGUCUAUGAAGACACAAAGAAGAUUUUAGUAGACAACUUCGUUCCAAACUCGAAUGAAAUCGUAGAGAGGAUGAAAUUCCUAGCAACCGAGCCGAGAAUAGGCGAGUCAGAUGAAGCCUUCCUUAACAGACUGAUUGAGAAUUCAAUGUUUUGUGGGUACGAUAAUGGAUACAGUUCAGAAGAUGCAAUAGUGGAGCAGUUCAUGGAGAAAUGUAUUUGGUGUAACCUAAAAACCCGACUUGCUUUUGAGUCUAAGUUGACGAUAAGUAAGAUACUAGAAAUAGCAGACGAUAUGAGCAGGAGAAUGCCCCCUGGAGAGGAUCUGCGGUUUCAGAUGCCUGGAGAGAGUGAACUGCAAGCAUUUCCCAUCACCCACUCACUAGAACGAACGAAAGGAAACAUAUACAAGCCAUACAAGCUGGAAGAUUUCUAUGAUAAAAACAGUGUGGAGACUGUCCCUGAUCCGGAAGUGCCUUGUUUACAUUGUGAGACAAAGGGACAUGUUCCCCAGUUCUGUAUAUUGAAGGACAAGCACCCAAAUAAUUUAUUAGAGGACUCUGAACCAGAGGACGCUGGACUAGAUGACGUCAUCUAG
This is a messenger RNA of Bolinopsis microptera, 942 nucleotides long. RefSeq lists its product as uncharacterized. NCBI's taxonomy places the organism in Eukaryota, Metazoa, Ctenophora, Tentaculata, Lobata, Bolinopsidae. The coding region runs from base 1 to 942 and encodes 313 amino acids. The record is from RefSeq and is a predicted model, not a curated record. The transcript is spliced from 5 exons.